Messenger RNA from Salvia hispanica, 1482 nucleotides. Its product is annotated as thiosulfate/3-mercaptopyruvate sulfurtransferase 1, mitochondrial-like. Gene Ontology annotation, cellular component: mitochondrion. Gene Ontology annotation, molecular function: thiosulfate-cyanide sulfurtransferase activity. The record is from RefSeq and is a predicted model, not a curated record. NCBI's taxonomy places the organism in Eukaryota, Viridiplantae, Streptophyta, Magnoliopsida, Lamiales, Lamiaceae.
ACAGUGAUUAAUCAAUUUUAAAAGUUUUAUAAUGGCAUUUGGAGUAUGGCGUAGGGCCCUCUCUUCACCCUGCUUUCUUCACUCUACAUAUUCUUUAUCAACUCUCCUCCAAAAAUUCCAAAGCUCUACCUUCAUAUUCACCAAAGAACAAUUGACCUCAUGCUCGGUCUCCUCCCAUUUUUCAUAUAAGGCUCCGGGUUCAGUUUCACGUUUCAUGUCCACAGCAGCUGUUGCAUCGCAAAGUUUUCGUACUAUGCAGUCCUUGUCAACGAAUGAGCCUGUUGUUUCAGCUGACUGGCUUCAUGUGAACCUACAAGAACCGGAUUUGAAGGUGUUGGAUGCAUCCUGGUACAUGCCAGAUGAACAACGAAAUUCAGUUCAAGAAUAUCAGGUUGCCCAUGUUCCUGGUGCAAUAUUAUUUGAUAUUGAUGGCAUCUCAGAUAAGACUACCAACUUGCCGCAUAUGUUGCCGUCAGAAGAAGCAUUUGCUGCUGCUGUUUCUGCCCUUGGCAUUGAGAAUAAAGAUAAUAUUGUUGUUUAUGAUGGGAAGGGAAUUUUCAGUGCAGCUCGUGUUUGGUGGAUGUUUCGUGUAUUCGGACACGAUAAUAUUUGGGUCUUGGACGGUGGCUUACCUAGAUGGCGUGCUUUAGGGUUCGAUGUUCAGUCAAACUCGUCAAAUGAUGCUAUAUUGAAAGCUAAUGCUGCAUAUGAAGUGAUAGAGGAAGUAUACAAAGGACAUAAGGUACCAAUUACGUUCCAAACGAAGUUUCAACCGCAUCUGCUGUGGAUGAUGGAGCAGGUUCGUAAAAACAUGGAGGAACAGACAUAUCAACAUGUGGAUGCUCGCUCAAAAGCUAGAUUUGAUGGUGUUGCACCGGAGCCACGGAAGGGGAUAAGAAGUGGCCACAUUACAGGGAGCAAAUGUCUUCCCUUCCCCCAGGUGUUGGAUGACUCUCAGAUGCUCCUACCUGCAGAUGAGCUGAAGAAGAAAUUUGAUCAAGAAGGGAUCUCACUGGACCACCCCAUUAUGCUAUCAUGCGGCACUGGUGUGACUGCUUGUAUUGUGGUAUUGGGCCUUCAUCGACUAGGGAAGACUGAUGUUCCGGUAUAUGAUGGGUCGUGGACAGAAUGGGUAGUAGUUGAAGAUACACCUGGGGUUUGAUUAGUAUUGAUCGCUCGUGGACAUCCAAGGGCGUGAAGUUUUUGUUCCUGUGGUAGACACUUCUCGUGGCAUUCGGGUGGUGAAGACAAUAGCCAAGCAUGGCAACAUCACAUCAACUUUUCUCUCUUUCUUCGACUCUAUUUCCCAGAUGAUGAACAUUGGGUGUCAUCUUAAACUGUUUCUUUUUAAGUUAAAAGGUCUUUAUUUUUAUCUUUUUCUCCAUCUGGAAGUUGAAACUGAGUUCCAAAUAGUGUGGAGAUUCAUUUCAUCCAGAACUCAUUGAGAUAUACCUGCACUUGAAUGAAGUGAAUUUGAAGCAA